CAGGGAGCAGCCGCCAUGACACCCACCUUCACGGCCCUGCUCUGCCUCGGGCUGAGUGUGAGCCCGAGGACCAGCGUGCAGGCCGGGACACCCCCCAAACCCACCAUCUGGGCUGAGCCAGGCUCUGUGGUCCCCCAGGGGAGCCCUGUGACCAUCUGGUGUCAGGGCACCCUGGGGACCCAGUGGUACCGUCUGGAGAAAGAGGGAAGCUCAGUAAUCUUGGACACACAGAGCCCACUGAGGCCCGGGGACAAGGCCACGUUCUCCAUCCAAACCAUGACAAGGCAGCGCACAGGGACGUAUCGCUGUUCCUAUGACAGCCCCACUGGCCGGUCAGAGCACAGUGACCCCCUGGAGCUGGUGGUGACAGGAGCCUACAGCAAACCCAGCCUCUCAGCCCUGCCCAGCCCUGUCAUGACCUCAGGAGGGAACGUCACCCUUCAGUGUCACUCAUGGCAGGGAUUCAGUGGGUACAUUCUGACUGAGGAUGGAGAACACAAGCCCUCCAGGACCCUGGAUGCACAGCGAUCCCACAGUAGGCAGACCGAGGCCCUGUUCCCCGUGGGCCCCGUGACCCCCAGCCACAGGUGGACGUUCAGAUGCUACGGGUAUUUCAGGAAGAGCCCCCAGGUGUGGUCGGAGCCCAGUGACCCCCUGGAGCUCCUGGUCUCAGGUUUCUACAGAAAACCUUCCCUCUUGGCCCAGCCGGGUCCCCUGGCCAACCUGGAAGAGUACGUGAUGACCCUGCAGUGUUGCUCAGAGACUGUGUACGAAAGCUUCAUUCUUCACAGAGAUGGAGCGUCCGGGGCCCCUGGCCUCGGUGGGCAGCUCCGUGCCGGGGGCUAUGCCAGCCUCUCCACGGGCCCUGUGGCAACUGCCCUUCUGGGGACCUACAGAGGCUUCGGCUCUCUCAGCCACACCCCCCAUGCGUGGUCGGCCCCCGGGGGCCCCCUGGACAUCGUGAUCACAGAGCCAACCGUCGAGCAGGCCUCGUUCCUCCCUGACGUGCAGUAUGACCUGAUCACGGAUUAUGGGGCGCAUCUGGCGGUGGAGGCGUCUCUUCCGCCUACGGCAGGUGGCAGACAAGACGAAUUUGGGGAAGCUGAUGCUACAGUGCAGGAAAAUGUGCUGUGCUCCCCCUGAGAAAAGCCAUGUAUUUUACUGAAUAUUCACAACUCCAGAACACCGCCCGCUGCCCACGCAUGCUCUGAUUUGGGAAAAAUUGCCUUGAAAACUGCAAGAGAUUAAAGGCCCUCGCUGCCCAGUCUCCUUCUGCAUCUCUGAGAGAUGACAAGCAGCUCCUGAGAAAUCCCUGUGCAGCCUGCUCUGAGAAAAUCCGUGGUGGGAGAAUAUACUGAGCACCUGCUCAGGCCCAGGCCCUUCCAUCUGAAUGUGGGAUCUGGUCUGAAGAAGGAUUGGAGCCCCGUUAGACGCUGGCUGAGGAAACACCCACUUGUCCUGUGAAACCUGAGCUGGAAGGCCUGGCUCCCCUCACCCACCCGGGAGCUCUCCACAACUAAGCUCUCUGCGAAGGAACCGUUUCUCGGGCGCCAACAGAUGUGGAAAUUCCCUGAUCUCAUACUUCCCGUGGGUCUCCCUGCCGCGUCUGUCACCCUGCAGACGUGCACCAGCGGGAGGCGGGCUGGGCCGAGGCCGUGUCGGGCCAUGGCCUCCAGAGCUGUCACCCUCCUCUGUCCUGGUGAGUCUGACACGCAGGUGGGCUAGACAGGAAGAAGGGGGACCCCCACACAGUCAGUGUCCCUCUUAGCUUGAGGACUCUGUGCUUUGGGGGGCUGCCAAGGACAUUCUGGCCUCCUAAAUGGAGAGACGGCCUUUGGCCACACGAGCCCAGGGGAGCUCGAGGCAGCUCAGCUCUCAGGUCAUCAGCUGGGCCCUGAGGGCCUCGUCCAGCCCAUGUCAAGCUCUCUGGGGAUCCCUGGCGGCUCCGGAGUUCCCACAAAUGAGAGCCUGAUGGGAUCUAGAAGAUAAAGCCAAACAAUGAGUCUCCACACCUAUGGUCACUGUAGAAGAAAAGAUGAUUUGCAACAGAGACAGGAAGCCGGAGGGCUGGUCUACCCGGAACCCCUCUCUUCCAGUGCUCUGUCUGAGCCAGGAGGUUGGGGCACGGGGACCCCAGUUCUCUCCGGACUAUCCACUUGACUUCAUUUAAAGGGAUGUCGCCUUGGGGCAGCCCGACUGUGCAGCCGGUGUUUUCCUGUGCACCACCCCAGCGCUGAGCACCAGGUGGUACCAGGACCAGGUGUGCCACCCAGCUACUGGCUUGGCCUCCUAAUGGGUGUGACCCCCUGUGCCUCCACAUCUCCUCUCUACCAGCUCCCUCUAGAGACUGUAGCCUUUGAAAUAUAAAUAUGUUUAUCUCCCCUUAAAACUCCUCAGUCAUCU
Manis pentadactyla (Chinese pangolin) is the source of this 2403-nucleotide messenger RNA. RefSeq names its product leukocyte immunoglobulin-like receptor subfamily A member 6. The coding region runs from base 16 to 1143 and encodes 375 amino acids. Gene Ontology annotation, biological process: cytokine-mediated signaling pathway. Lineage: Eukaryota; Metazoa; Chordata; Mammalia; Pholidota; Manidae. The record is from RefSeq and is a predicted model, not a curated record. The transcript has 10 exons. Gene Ontology annotation, molecular function: inhibitory MHC class I receptor activity.